GACCUUACGACCGUCGUGGCCAGAGCUUUCGGCAUUUACAGCGGCCGCGCCGGUGUCGCCGUCGACGGCUCCCACGACUCCGCCCUGUCGCCUGCCAUCUUCAGCCUCGACGGGAGCCAGUUUUUCUCGAACUAUCGCCGAGGUUGUCGACGCGCUGGCAUGGGCAUUCGCAUUGCCAUGCUGAUGGAGCUGCUGCUGCACGCUUCCAGCCGCACCGACGGCAUUGUCAUGCACUUCGUCGUCCUGGACGUCGAGCCCGGCAUCACGACCUACCAGGGAGAAAAGCUCAUGGCACUCGCGGAGUCCAGCGGCGUGGAGCUUGCGACGCCCAGAAACCCCAUGUAUGUGGGCCACGCCCGGCCGGUCGCCAUCCUGAGUUCCGAAGUCGAUUGCCCCAUCGAGUAA
This is a messenger RNA of Prorocentrum cordatum, 405 nucleotides long. The record is from the annotation of a GenBank genome assembly. NCBI's taxonomy places the organism in Eukaryota, Dinophyceae, Prorocentrales, Prorocentraceae.